Molecule: messenger RNA, 1542 nt
Organism: Trichechus manatus latirostris (Florida manatee)
Lineage: Eukaryota; Metazoa; Chordata; Mammalia; Sirenia; Trichechidae
Gene: PBLD
Product: phenazine biosynthesis like protein domain containing
Exons: 9
Coding region: 39-905 (288 amino acids)
Biological process (GO): biosynthetic process
Cellular component (GO): cytoplasm
Molecular function (GO): isomerase activity
Source: RefSeq, a predicted model, not a curated record
GCAAUCUUGAGAGCUUGCAGACACAGCUUGCAAGAAAAAUGAGGCUCCCUAUUUUCAUAGCAGAUGCAUUCACAGCAAAAGCAUUUCGUGGGAAUCCUGCUGCUGUUUGUCUCCUAGAAAAUGAAUUGGAUAAAGACAUGCAUCAAAAAAUUGCAAGGGAAAUGAACCUUUCUGAAACAGCUUUUAUCCGAAAACUGCACCCAACUGACAACUUUACACAAAGUUCCUGUUUUGGAUUGAGGUGGUUCACUCCAACGACCGAGGUCUCUCUCUGUGGUCACGCUACCCUGGGUUCCGCAGCCGUGCUGUUUCACAAAAAAAAGAAUGUGAACAGCACUCUAACCUUUGUCACCCUGAGUGGGGAACUAAAGGCCAGAAAAGCAGAGGAUGGAAUCGUCCUGGACUUGCCUCUUUAUCCAGCUCACCCCCUGGACUUCCAGGAAGCAGCAGACUUGAUAAAGACUGCCAUUGGUGACACUCUGGUCCAGGACAUCUGUUAUUCUCCAGAUACCCAGAAGCUCCUCGUCCGGCUCAGUGAUACUUAUGACAGGUCAUUUCUGGAGGGCCUGAAAGUGAACACACAGGAUCUGCUGCAAGUUGAAAACACAGGGAAGGUGAAAGGACUCAUUCUCACCCUUAAAGGAGAGCCUGGUGGGCAGACCCAAGCAUUUGACUUUUACUCCAGAUAUUUUGCACCGUGGGUUGGCGUGGCCGAAGACCCUGUCACAGGGUCUGCACAUACUGUUCUCAGCAGCUACUGGUCCCAGCAGCUGGGGAAGAAAGAGAUGCGUGCCUUUCAGUGUUCUCAACGAGGAGGAGAACUGGUGAUUUCAGUGCGUGCUGAUGGACGAGUUGACAUUAGGGGAGGUGCUGCUAUUGUUUUAGAGGGCACUCUGACAACCUAAAGAUGCUCUGGCUGAGGUGCUGCUAUCUUCAAUGACUAAGUAUUUUCUGCCAAAAAAAAAAAAGAGAGAGAGAAAUGUAACAGGCUGCCUUUAGCAAACUUGUUUGUAGUCCAGUUAAUUUUUACAUUAUAAAUAGAAAAAUGAAGGCAUGCUAGUGGAGAGUUAAGAAUGCUUCCUGACUAAUUAAUUAAUAGAGUUUUGGCUCUACCUGUGAGUGUAUUUAAAAUGUAUAUGACCAAUAUCAAAAGUAAUGUCAUCACUUUUUUUGAUUAUGAUAGCCAAUCAGAGAAUGAGGAAUAAGUUUAUGAGGAAUGAGAUUAAACUGUUAAAAUUUAGGUGCGAAUACCUGAUAGAAUCUUUUGCAUCCAUUAAAAAGACCCGGUAAACUCUGUGGAAAUAUAGAAAAAUAUUUAAUGAUAUAAUACUAACAAAGAAAAGCACAGUAAGCUAUAAAAUGUUAUCAUUGUUAUGCUACAUCUAUGGAGAAUUAUGAAUGUACAUGGACAAGGAUAGAAAAGUGAAAGUAGUUCAUAUACAGAGUGAUAUGAUUAAAGGUAAUUUAAUGGGUCUAAAAAAUAUUUUCUUUAUUGUUGAACUCAUGUACCAUAACUAAAAAUUAGAACCAAAUCCCAAAAUU